AUGGAAGACGUAAAAGUAAAGGACACCGUCAUGGUGUAUGGCUACAAAGCCACAGUCGAGCACAUUGGGGAGGUGCAAGCGGGAAAGGAUUCCCCCGAAAAAAGAAAAAUCUACGCAGUGAAGUUCAGCAAUAGGGAUGGCUACACAGAUGGUGUGUACAGGGACGCACGGGUGUUCACCCCGGAGGAUGGAGCCCUCGUCGCGUUUUGUCUGCGCGAUUCGAUUAGACCUUUCAGCGAAACAGAAAGCGCAAGCAUAAGGAUUCAGAGGGCCUUCAGGGGCUACCGAGCCAGGAAGGAAUUCCACUCCUUCGUCUCCUCCCUCGUGUGGAGGAAAUUUGAGCACCUCCACGAAAACAUGACCCUCAACAAUCAUGACGAAAUUUACAAGCCCCUCAUCAAAGCGAUAAACGAAGACAUUAAGAGUGGCAAGAUUCAGUUCACCUCCAAAUGCUUUUCCAGCAACUCCAAUCAGUUCUCCCGCAUCUCCACCACGUCCUACGAGUCCACCGCCUACGACGAAAAUGUGCCCAAGCUGAAGGACAAGAUCGACAAGGCCUUCGCCAUGGAGGUCUUCCACUUCUUUUUGACCACCAAGAAUUACGUCCUCCCGAACAACCUGGUGUGCAAGAUCCUCACGAAGACGCAAAAGAUGCUCGAGGAGAACAUCAAGAGCUCCGUAAUCCACGUGGACAUGACGAAGAAGUCGAAGGACACCAAGCUGAUCAUCCUGGGAGACGUGCACGGCCAGCUCAACGACGUCCUUUGGCUGUUUAACCGCUUCGGCUUGCCUUCCUCCAACAACAUCUACAUCUUCAACGGAGACAUCGCCGAUCGGGGAGAAAACGCCACGGAGAUCUUCCUCCUCCUGUUCACCUUCAAGCUGAGCAAUUACGACUGCGUCAUCAUUAACCGGGGGAACCACGAGUGCUCCUACAUGAAUGAGGUCUACGGAUUCUACAACGAAGUGCUCUCCAAGUACGACAGUGCCGUCUUCGAUCUGUUCCAAGGGGUCUUCGAGCUGCUUGGCUUGGCCGUAAACAUCCAGAACCAAAUCUUCGUGGUGCACGGCGGGCUGAGCAGGUACCAGGACCUAACCAUGCGGGAAAUAGACGAGCUGGACAGGAAGAAGCACGAGAUAUUGCACCCCGAGAAAUACGAAGACACCAUCAUCUUCGAUUUGCUCUGGUCCGACCCCCAAAAGAAAAACGGCAUAGGGGGAAACGCGCGAGGGAACAACUGCAUCACGUUUGGUCCAGACAUAACAGACCUAUUUUUGAAGAAAAAUAAUUUUGACAUUUUAAUUCGAUCCCACCAAGUGCCCAAAACGUUGAAGGGCAUUGAGAGUCACCACGAGGGCAAGUGCAUUACCUUGUUUUCCGCCUCCAACUAUUGCAACAAAAUUAAAAAUCUCGGGGCAGCCAUCGUGUUCAACCAGGACCUCACCUUCGAGGUCCAGGAGUACAUGUCGCCCUCCCUCGACGUCAUCCGAGAGACCUUCGAGGAGAACCAAAAGCUCCGCGAGAAGGUCCUCCACUCCUCCAAGAUACUCGACCUGGAGAAAAACGUGCAGCGGACCUGCGACAAGAUCUCCGCGGAGGGCCAAAUGAACGACAUCCUGAACUGCCUGAGCACGCUGAUCUGUCACGAAAAGAACUCCCUGUGGAGUAGCCUCUACCAGCAGGACAGGGACAACACGGGCACGGUGCACAUAAACGUGUGGAGGGAGGAGCUGGAGAAGCUGAGCAAGACGAAGAAGGUGCCGUGGAUCUACCUCUGCAAGAAGCUCAAAAUGAUCGAAGGCAACCAGGUGCACUACAACAGCAUACUUAACAGAUUCAAAAUUAACUACGAGCCCAGCCAGAACUUCAUCAACACGGAGUGGAAGAGUGAGUGCUUCGAGCACCUGUAUGAGGCGUUGCUCAAGGCAGAUUUGAGUUUGCGCGAGACCCUCAUGGUGUUCGACAAGAACUUGGAUGGCAAGGUUUCCUUUGCGGAGUUCGAGCAGGUGCUGAAGGACCUCAACAUAGACCUCUCCAACGAGCAGAUCCGCAUCCUAGUGAGACUCAUCAACAGCAACUCGCUGUGCAACCAGGACAGCUCCCAAGAGAGCGACAAGAUUGACGUCGCCGAGUUCAUUGGGAAGAUGCGUGUCUGCUACAGACUAGCCAUAAACAAGGAAUACACAAAUAAUGAAAAAAUUAGGAAGCUCAUCGAGACCAUCGGCAAGCAUAUCCUGGCGGACAGUGCGGACACGGCUAACUUCCACUACAGGUUUUACGAGGAGAAUAACGAGAGCGCCGGAUCUGAGCGCAGGAAGAGGUCCAGCGUCAUCAAGUCGGUGGCCCUCUUUCAGAAGUUUAAAAAUUACGACAACUUCGGGAACGGCUACCUCGACUACGACGACUUCGUGCGGGCGAUCAAAAAUUUCGACAUGAACAAGAUCAGCAAGGAGGUGGAGUUCGACGUGGACGACGAGAUUUUGAUGGAGCUAGCCAAAUCCAUAGACAUAACCAAGUCGUCCAAGAUCAACUUCCUGGAGUUCCUGCAGGCCUUUUACGUGGUGAACAAGAGCAAGUACUCCUACGUGGACGAGAUAUGGUGCCACAUAUGCACCGUGAUUUACGAGAACAAAGUGGCCCUGAAGAAGUGCAUGAAGUACCUGGAGGACACCAUGCAGGGGAAGAUCACGAGCAUCCACUUUCGCUACAUUCUGCUGGAGCUCAACAAAAUCCUGCAGGAGCACAAGCAUGAGAAGAAAAAGCCCCUCACGGACGAGCAGAUCGACCUGCUGUCCUACACCGUGGAGACGGACGACAAGGUGGACUACGUCGAUUUUUUAAACUCCUUCAAACCAGUGUACUACAUAUGACGCGGAGGGGGGGGCACUUCCUCUGCUGCGUAGCUGCGCAGGAGGGAAGGACAAGAGAUUUUAAUUCCCACCUGUG
Plasmodium vivax (malaria parasite P. vivax) is the source of this 2947-nucleotide messenger RNA. Its product is annotated as PP1-like protein serine/threonine phosphatase, putative. The record is from RefSeq and is a predicted model, not a curated record. The transcript is spliced from 16 exons. Gene Ontology annotation, molecular function: calcium ion binding; protein binding; protein serine/threonine phosphatase activity. NCBI's taxonomy places the organism in Eukaryota, Apicomplexa, Aconoidasida, Haemosporida, Plasmodiidae. The coding region runs from base 1 to 2871 and encodes 956 amino acids. Gene Ontology annotation, cellular component: cytosol; nucleus.